AUGCUCUACAACAUCCUCAUCCUCGCCCUCACACUCGUGACCUUCGUUUUCGCCCACGGCAAAGUCACCGUCGUAACCGGCGACGCCGGCGGCAACGGCACAGCCCUUGGCAUCCUGGGCGGGAUCAUCCCCGCCGCCGCGCCCAACCUCCGGGUCCGCCUCCCGGCCCCCUCCCCCUACCAACCCCACAAACCCCCCGCCUACCCAACUAGCAUCCCCCCCACUAACGACAACAACGACGCUACCGCCUCUGAAUCUGACACUACCAUCUUCCCCGACCGCGCCCUUCUCAGCGACGGCCUCGGCCGCACCGCCGCCUCGGGCCCCAACACCAUCGCCAUGAUCGUCCACGCCAUGCGCCUGUCGGGCACCGUCCUCCCGCAACUCACCCCCGGCGGCAACCUGUCUGGCACCUUCUUCGUCGUCACCACCGCCGGCGCGGGGCCCCUCCACGCCGUGCUGGAUCCGUCAGCCACGGGCAGGUUCUCGGAGGGGGUGCGGCUGGAGGUGGUGAGGCAGAUUCCUGGUGGUGGUGGUGGGGGUGGUGGGGAGGAUGAUGAUGAUCAGGAGGCGGAGACGGCGGCGGGCGCGGACACGGGGGAGUUUGUCUCGUCGCGUAAGCCGGCGCUGCUGCUGCCGUCGAAGGUGUCGAGAAGGCGGUCGUCGGCGUGGGCGCGCCUGGUGGAUACUGUACUGGGGACGGAGCUGGGGCGGGCGGUGAGGCUGUGGCGGAGGGGUGUGCCGGAGCGGGUCAAUCAGGGGUUUGAGUUCGUGUUUGCCGUGCCUGAGAAUUUGACGUGUACUGGGGUGGUGGCCAGCAUGACGGGGGUGUGUCUGGUCAAGAUUGCGAACGCGAACGAGACGGGACCGUUUGGGGGCGUGGUGCCGGUGCAGAUGGCUGUACCCGGAGGGUGGGGUGGUGGGAAUGGGACUUUUCUAGGAUUGGAUGGGAGGAAUGGGACGGCCAAUUCUACGGCUGCUAUCGCUGCAUUGUGUGGACGGGCUUUUAAAGAGUAG
Molecule: messenger RNA, 1017 nt
Organism: Chaetomium globosum CBS 148.51
Lineage: Eukaryota; Fungi; Ascomycota; Sordariomycetes; Sordariales; Chaetomiaceae
Exons: 1
Coding region: 1-1017 (338 amino acids)
Source: RefSeq, a predicted model, not a curated record